Anopheles coluzzii is the source of this 1073-nucleotide messenger RNA. RefSeq names its product mediator of RNA polymerase II transcription subunit 4 (gene MED4). Gene Ontology annotation, molecular function: transcription coregulator activity. Lineage: Eukaryota; Metazoa; Arthropoda; Insecta; Diptera; Culicidae. The transcript has 2 exons. Bases 16 to 966 code for a protein of 316 amino acids. Gene Ontology annotation, cellular component: core mediator complex; mediator complex. Gene Ontology annotation, biological process: regulation of transcription by RNA polymerase II. The record is from RefSeq and is a predicted model, not a curated record.
AGAUGGGUAGAGAAAAUGAGCGAGAAGCAGCAAUUUUUUAACGUCAAAAACCCGCGCCUUGCCCAACGGGUCAUCGUGUUGACAGCAAAACACCAUUCAGGUCUGUGCAAACUUCUGGUUUGUUUGGUCGGCAACAUCGUCGAAGAACGUUUCGUGCCGUCGUACAAUAUCGCCAUGUCCUCAUAUCAUCUCAGCACCCGAGAACGACUCCUGGCCAUCAUAAACGAUAUAGAAAUCGUUGCCAAGGAACUGAUCGAAAACACAAUCGCACCCAAGGCGCAGAAAAUGUCCAGCACCGACCAUGCCCAGCUGGUAGAGCUGCUCGUGCUGAAGGAUAAAGAGCUGAAGGCAACGCUCCAGCUAGCGGCCGAACAAGCCGGCAUCGAGAAAAACAUGGACGCACUGCGGGAGCAGGUGCGGAAACAGGACGAGGAAAUCAACCAGCUCCAGCGGCAGCUAAAGGAAGCGGAACAGAUUCUGGCGACGUCAAUUUUUCAAGCGCGACAAAAACUGGCCAGCAUUGCGAAGGCCAACAAACGGCCGGUCUCGUCGGAGGAGCUCAUCAAGUUUGCCCACCGCAUCAGUGCGUCCCACGCGAUAUGUGCCCCGCUCACCUGGCAGCAGGGCGAUCUUCGCCGGCCAUACCCGACCGACAUCGAGAUGCGGCUGGGCUUUCUGGGCAAGUCGGACCUCAACAUCAACGGGCACAAUCUGCAGCAUCCCAACAGCUUGAACGAGAUGCAUCGGAACGCGUCCACCGUGGGUGCAGGUGGGGCCGGCGGUGACAUUCCGGCCUCCGCACCGAACCAAUUUGCGUGGCAUCCGUCGGGCGAGCUGCACAUGUCGAUGGGUGCCGGGGCCGGUUCGGUUUCGCUGGACACACGGGCGCACAAGGAUGCAUCGCAGGAUGAUGUGGAAGUCAUGUCGACCGAAAGCUCGAGCUCGAGCUCCAGCGAUUCUCAGUGAGCGGCUGGCACUGGUGAUGAAUGUAUAGGAUUAAGUAUUUGCCGUGUAUUGUUAGCUGCAUGUCGUGACUUGAGGAAUGAAACGAACCCCCCUUUCUGAUAUUUCUA